AUGUUCAUGAAUCUGACAGAGUUUAAUGAGUCUGAUCCCUGUGAGUAUUUCUCCUGUCCAGAGAGAUCUGUAUCUCCUGCAGUUUAUAUCUUACUGUACGUGUGUUUAGCUCCUGUGGUUCUGCUAACAGUGUGUGGAAAUCUGCUGGUCAUCAUCUCUGUUUUUCACUUUAAGCAGCUUCACACACCAACUAACAUGCUUGUGCUCUCUCUGGCUGUGUCGGAUUUCUUAAUUGGUGCUUUAGUGAUGCCGCUGCUAUUUAUUUGGACAAUCGAAUCGUGCUGGAUAUUUAAUACAGGAAGCUGCAUGUCCUUGAUGAUUACUUCAUUUUUUCUAGGGAACCAGUCUGUCUAUAAUAUUGCUUUCAUCGCUGUAGAUCGAUAUUUGGCUCUGUCAAGCCCAUUUUUCUACACAAACACAAUCACUGUAAAAACGAUGUGCAUCAUGGUUUCUUCUAACUGGUGUGUAUGUCUUAUAUACAACAUACUUUUUUGUCAUUUUAGUGGGAGUUUCACAAGUUCUGUAAUGUGUCCUGGACAAUGUUUCUCAGUUCCAAAUGAGGUUUGGACUGUAAUUGAUCUCAUAUUUUCAUUUAUAUUUCCACUUUCUGUUAUAAUCAUAUUGUAUACUCAAGUUUUUGUGAUUGCUAAGAAACAUGCCACUGCUAUCAGAGAGCUUAAUAAUCACACACGGCCUAAAACACAGAAAAUCACCUCACACUCAAUGAAAUCUGAGAGAAAAGCAGCUAAAGUCCUCGGCAUUUUAGUGUCUGUGUUUCUGGCCUGUUUGCUUCCAUAUUUUAUUUACAGUUCGUUAGGCAAUGUUAUUAAACUAGAGCCAGAAAUAUCACAUAAAGUCCUUGUUAUGAUAUAUCUUAAUUCCACCAUUAAUCCAUUUAUUUAUGCUUUGUUUUAUCCAUGGUUUAGGAGGUGUGUUAAAAUAAUCAUUACCUUGCAAAUAUUUCAAACAGACUCUGAAUUAAUCAAUGUUCUUUCUUCAUAA
Messenger RNA from Clarias gariepinus (North African catfish), 1002 nucleotides. Its product is annotated as trace amine-associated receptor 13c-like. Lineage: Eukaryota; Metazoa; Chordata; Actinopteri; Siluriformes; Clariidae. Gene Ontology annotation, biological process: G protein-coupled receptor signaling pathway. Gene Ontology annotation, molecular function: trace-amine receptor activity. The coding region runs from base 1 to 1002 and encodes 333 amino acids. The transcript has a single exon. Gene Ontology annotation, cellular component: membrane. The record is from RefSeq and is a predicted model, not a curated record.